AUGAGCGAACCUUUUCAGAACUGGUUAGGAAUGGGCGCCACUAUCCCAGCUCGGAUCCAGCCAGGUUCUAUUGAUCAUGUCCCCUUCCCAACAGUUGUAUCUUGUCUUGGGGCGUCUUUCUUUGGCUUUACUAUCAAGCCAGACGCGGCGCCCUUUCGCAUUAUCAUCUACGCCCUUUCUUUCCUCCCAUCCCUUCACGCAUGA
Messenger RNA from Triticum turgidum subsp. durum (durum wheat), 204 nucleotides. Lineage: Eukaryota; Viridiplantae; Streptophyta; Magnoliopsida; Poales; Poaceae. The record is from the annotation of a GenBank genome assembly.